AUGGCUGCUCAGUUUGGGGAAGCUUGGCAGGUCUUUCACCCUAUUCCUAUGCAACAAAUUGAACGACAGCUAAAAUGCUUGGCAUUUCAAAAUCCAGGACCUCUGCUGGCAGAUUUCAACCCAGAAACUCGGGAACAACAAAAGAAAGUCUGUAUGUCAAUGAUAAACCAGGAUUGUUUUAAUACGACAAAGAAGACUGUGAAGAAAUAUGACAAACAUGGCCAUCUGAUUUCCAAUAAAACAGAUUUGUGUGAUUGUCUAGAGAAGAACUGUCUGGGCUGCUUUUACCCUUGUCCUAAAUGUAAUUCAACAAAGUGUGGGGCAGAAUGUCGCUGCAACCGGAAAUGGGUCUACGAACAAAUUCAGGUGGAGGCUGGCCAAAUCAUCCGAUUUCCAUUUCGAAACAACUAG
Pseudonaja textilis is the source of this 411-nucleotide messenger RNA. The record is from RefSeq and is a predicted model, not a curated record. NCBI's taxonomy places the organism in Eukaryota, Metazoa, Chordata, Lepidosauria, Squamata, Elapidae.